This is a messenger RNA of Penicillium riverlandense, 1602 nucleotides long. RefSeq names its product phf1/phf2 family PHD finger domain-containing protein. Gene Ontology annotation, molecular function: DNA binding; chromatin binding. Gene Ontology annotation, cellular component: nucleus. The transcript has a single exon. Gene Ontology annotation, biological process: chromatin organization; regulation of DNA-templated transcription. The record is from RefSeq and is a predicted model, not a curated record. Lineage: Eukaryota; Fungi; Ascomycota; Eurotiomycetes; Eurotiales; Aspergillaceae. The coding region runs from base 1 to 1602 and encodes 533 amino acids.
AUGAGCCUCUUAAAUAUUGCCCAGACUGCAGGCCAGGCUACACAACCUCCCCUAGCUCAACCCACAGAGAAAUCCAUACAUCCCCAACCGCCGGAUAAGGCCGUGCCACAAUCAGCCGAACCUCCAGUCAAACGACUGAAGCUCACAUUCAACCGGGGUGGGGAUUCGCCCCAGAGCCUGCUUCCUCCUCAAACACAGCCUCCAUCUUACACCCAGCCCACAUUCACGACCACGCCGAAGCCCGUGCGGAAUACUACCUCUGCGCCUCGGGGCCGGAGAAGGGGUGGGGCCAGCCUAUCCGGGAAGCGCAAGCGUGCAGACGAAGACAUCAUCAAGACAGGACCGGACUCUUCGUCUGAGAACAGUGACCAUAACGAUGAGGCGGAUUUUACGCCUAGUUCAACGCAGACUCGUUCCGGCCGAGCUGUGAAUCGGCCUACGGCCUAUACUUCGAUUCUUCCUUCUCCGCAGAAGGAUCCGAGUCUCCCGAAAAAGGCUACGACUACUAGCACCAGCAUAAGCACCGGAACUGGUACAGGCACGGGUACAAAUCGAAAACGCAAGCACUUCUUCCGCAGGAAAGAUGCGAACAUCGUUUGCAUUCACUGCCAGAGAGGAAGCAGUCCUUCGACCAAUACCAUUGUUUUCUGUGAUGAAUGCAAUGCGCCGUGGCACCAGAGGUGUCAUGAUCCUCCGAUUGCCGACGAGGUUGUGCUUGUGAAGUCGAAGGAGUGGUCUUGUCAUGAGUGCAAGCCCGUGCCGCGACCGACUACGCGGUCUGACAUGAAUCAAAACCAAAAGAAGAAGAUGAAGCAGACGCAACCCGCGCAGCCUCUGAUCAUAGCUCGUUCUGCUCUGCAGUUUGAGGUGGGCGGGUAUCGGUUCACUGCGGCAGAGAGGUGGGCGUACCUCUCGUCUCUCUCUCAUGCCUCGCUCGUGGAGUUGCUGGUCACUAUUUCAGAUAAAAACCCGACAAUUCCGAUGUUCCCCGCCAAUAUGAACGAACUGCGGGCCUCUGAAUUCGUUUACCAGCCGAAGACAGCACCUGCUACGGACUCGACCCUGACUGAGCGCGGCGCUGAUUCGACGGAGACACCUUCUGAUUUGUCCAGCACCUAUCCAGCGACGAGCACUCGUAGGGCUUCGGUGCCAGUCAACCAGGCGACUUCAUGGACCGCCAAGCGGCAGACACCCUCUCGCAGAACCUCUGCCCCGACGAAACCCACACCAACCAACUCUGCAAAUGAUCCGCUACCUAGGUUUCAUGCUGCUCCUGAGACCUCGGAAUUGUCCGUCCUUGAGGGAUCUCAAACGAAAGAUCAAUCUUCAACGCCUGUGGCUGCAUCUAUUGCACCAUCCAACCCAGAAUUCCAUGUUCAGAAGCCGGCGCAGACAGAGGACGACGACGAGGACUUUGAAGAGGUUGAGGACCACCGUCUUUACCCACGUGCAGGCAAUGGAUUCCGGCCGCCAUUAGAUCCAGCUGACUUGGACAUCCUUCGAGAAGAUCCCGAGUGUACGACUUUCAGUCAUGCCUUGCAUGGGCCAGCGAAGAACGCCCAGAAGCCGGUUCAGGUGUGGGGGAUGGUGAUGAAGGGGUAG